UUGACACGUAGGUUUGAGCUAGGGCCAGAUUUUCAGUGUGUGGAUUGUAGUAGAGAUUUUUGGAGGCUGUGGGAGAGGGACGAGCGCUAUUUGGAGGAGAACCGCGUGUGAGGCCACCUUCGAUAAAAAUACACUUACAAACUGUUGGAAAUCACAUAAGGUUCACGUGUCGCUAUGACAACAGAAGCGGGCACUGAGACGGAGGUGAAGGAGAAAGCGGAGGAGUCAGCAGCUCAGCCCGACCAGAUCGACCAAUCAGAGAAGGCGCCCGAAGAGACCAAGGAAGUAGUCAUCGCCGAGGGAGACAAGAAGGAGAAGGAGGGCAAAGGGAUAUCCCGAUACCUGCCGUCAUGGCUCAAGAAGCAGAAGUCCCAAACCCAGACCUCACCCACUAAGGACGAUCCGACAUCAGAUGAGGCUGUUGGCAACGAGACAGAGCAGAAGGAGGGGGCACCCCCAGAAGUGAACGGACACGCCGAAGAGGAGGAAGAGGAGAAGGAGGAAGAGAAAGAGAAUUCAGAGCAAGUGAAUCAAAAGGAGGCAGAACUGAAAGCAGAUGUCAAGGAGGAGACUGAGACUGUGAGGGAAGAGAAAGUAGAGGAGGAGAAGAGCGAAGACAAGUGUGCAAAGGAGGAGACGAAGGCUGUCCCAGAAGGAGAGAAGACCGAAGAGCAGCAGAAGGAGCUAGUAAAAGAGACAUCAGAGGCUCCUGCUGAAGGGGAGAAGGAGACCCAGACCUCACUUUUCCAGUCCCCCCUUAAACUAGUGAGGAAGAACAAGAUGAAGCUGGUGGUGUGUCAUGUGACGCUCCUGGAUGGGACCGAUUAUACCUGUGAAGUGGAGAAACGAGUGAAAGGCCAGUACUUAUUCUUCAAAGUUUGUGAGCACCUCAAUCUGAUGGAAAAGGAUUACUUCGGCCUCACAUAUAUAGACAACCAUAACAAUAAGUGCUGGUUGGACCCCACUAAAGAAAUCAAGCGACAGAUCCGCAGCAACAACUGGCAGUUUUCUUUCAAUGUGAAGUUCUACCCUCCCGAUCCCUCACUGCUCACAGAAGAUCUUACAAGGUACCUGUUGUGUCUUCAGCUUCGUGAGGAUGUGGCCUGCGGUAAACUGCCCUGUUCCUUUGUCACACAUGCUCUGCUGGGGUCCUACACACUCCAGGCUGAACUUGGAGACUACGAGCCUGACCAGCCCAAGCCACUCGAUUACAUGAGUCAGCUGACAUUUGCGCCCAAUCAGAACAAAGAAAUGGAGGAGAAGAUUCUGGAGCUCCACAAGUCCCACAGGGGUAUGACACCUGCUCAGGCUGAUGCUCAAUUUCUAGAAAACGCCAAGAAGUUGUCCAUGUACGGCGUGGACCUGCACCAUGCUAAGGACUCUGAGGCAGUUGACAUCAUGUUAGGAGUGUGUGCCAAUGGACUCCUGGUUUACAAAGACAAACUCAGAAUAAACCGAUUUGCAUGGCCCAAAAUCCUGAAGAUUUCAUACAAGAGAAACAACUUCUACAUCAAGAUCAGACCAGGAGAGGCAGAGCAGUUUGAGAGCACAGUGGGCUUUAAGCUGCAGAACCAUCGGUCGGCCAAACGACUGUGGAAAGUCUGUGUGGAGAAUCACAGCUUCUUCAGGUUAAACGCACCAGAACCUCCAAACAAGGCACGGUUCCUGACUCUGGGCUCAAAAUUCAGAUACAGCGGCAGAACACAGGCUCAGACCAGAGUGGCUAGUUCCCUCAUAGACCGACCUGCGCCCAAUUUUGAACGCACCUCAUCUAAACGCAUCAGUCGCAGUCUCGAUGGAGCACCAGUGAUAAGCAUCACCGACACCAGCGCAGGAGAGAAUGGCCGUGAGCCUCAUCUAGAGCUUAACUCUGACUCCAAGGUGGAUUUGAGUCCUGGUGAUGAUGAGGCUGCUACCACCCAGUUACAUGGAGACAGUAAAGCUGCUCCUUCUCAGGACCAUGAUAAGACCCAGGAUGAGGUUCUGAAACACCAAGCUAGCAUUAGCCAGCUCAAGCGCUCCUUUAUGGAGGCCCCGCCCCCCUCUCCUCCUCAGCCCAACCUGUGGGAGAAACGCAUCACGUCCUCUCCUGCUACGAUACGCGUUCAGCCCCAGCCAGUGGUCACCGUGUCCCAAACAGAAACUUCUCCAGUCGAAAUCGUGACCCCUGAACCCAAAGAACCAGUUAAGACCGCUGAAGUUGAAAUUGAAGAAACCGUUGUUGUCCAAGAAGUUUCCAAGACCACCAAGCCUGUGAUCGUAACAGUUGAAAAAGUGCCGAGCGAGCCAGUGGUGAAGAUAGAAGAGGCCAUGACAGUAACUGAGGAAGAGAAAUCCUGUAAACGAGAAAGUGUAUCAUCUGAAAGCGAAAGUGAAGAAGAAGCAGAGUACCAUCCGAAUGUUAGCAUUUCUAUAUCUCAUACCCAAAUACCAGAGGAGAAAGAGGAAGAGAUAGAAGAGCAGGAGAAGCAAGUGAAAAACGACACACCAGCUGAUUUGCCCCCCAUCACGCAAGACACACCCCCAGCUGAGGUACAAGAAGUAGCAGAAGAGACCAAAGAUGUAGUUGAAUCCAAAGAAGAAGUAGUGGUGGUAGAGGAGAAACCAGCCGCAGAGCCUGAGAUGGAAGAAAGCACGGAUGACCCCAUGGUGACCCCUGAAGAAGCCCCCAACGGCCUCCCAUUGCCUGACGACGCUCCAGAUGCUACACUAGAAGAAGAGCCCAAAAUGAAUGGCCAGCCUGUGACUGUGGAGACAGUGGAGACAGAGCGCCACCCACAGGUUAUUUGUUGCACUGAGCCUCCGGUGGUAAAGACAGAGAUGGUGACUAUUUCAGACACGUUUGCAGCCCAGAAAACUGAGAUAGCCACAAAGGAAGUGCCCAUCGUUCACACGGAAACCAAGACCAUCACAUAUGAAGCCGCACAGUUGGAAGGAAAUGGCGAUGCCGAGCCCGGAGUGUUGAUGACUGCUCAGACAAUCACCUCUGAAUCGCUGUGUACCACAACAACCACACACAUUACCAAGACUCUAAAGGGUGGACUCUCAGAAACCAGGAUUGAGAAGCGCAUCGUCAUCACCGGGGACUGUGACAUUGACCACGAUGAGGCUCUAGCCCAGGCCAUAAAGGAGGCAAAAGAGCAGCAUCCUGACAUGUCUGUAACCCGAGUGGUGGUUCAUAAAGAGACUGAAUUGGCUGACGAGGAGGAUUGACUGACACAGAGCUGAAGUGGCCAUGGUGACCUUUGACCCACAACCACUCUGAGAAACCUUGACUGAGAAGGAGAGGACACAUCUAAACCUCUGAUUUCCAAAACAAAGAAAAAUAAUAUCCCCGCUGUCUCCGAGGGAACAAAAGAACCACUUUGUUAGCAUAACAUUUGUAGCAUGUUUUUAUUUUUUUAAUAGUGAGUUCUCUUUAACUGUUUAUUUUACAAAGAAAGAAGUUAGUGUGUCUUAUGUGUCACAGAAUGAAAAUCUAUAGGGAUGCACUGAUAAUCAAAGAAGAGAGUAGAUAUGAGGCUAACCUGGUAAAUUAUUGUACUGUUCGGCAGUACUACAACAUGGGACCUUUCUGAUGGAAGCUUGUUUGGGGGAAAUUCAUUGCCCUUUGUCACUACAUGUAAAUACAGAAUGUGUUUACCAAGCAGAGUGGUUACAGUUAACAGUUCACAGCUUUCAAUAGGACGUCAACACUUUUUUCUACUGUUUUUGUUUUGUUUUUCUAUAAAAAAAAAUUUUCAACCUCAUUCCUAAUGUGACAAGAAGGUACAGCUAUUUUAUAAAUUCUUUUAAAAUUGACAUAUUUGGAAAAUGUAUCCUAAUGAUAAAUAAACAUUGGUUUUAAAGCAUUUAACAUUUUUCAAAACAUUUUCAGAUGUGAUCAUUCAGUGUAUCCGUUUAUUACAUUUUGGCCAAAAAAGUGGGAGAUAGACCUGACUGGGAGAGAUAAGCUGUACACUUUUUUAAUUGGGAAAAUUAAAUGGGAGAUUGUUCAUGUAACACUUUAAUUCAGAUGAAAUAUAUAAAGCACUUAAUCUGCUUUAUCACAUUUAAACAAGAGUAGUGAACGUAACUUGCUUCAUAGAAUUCAUUUGUUUUAAAUGCAUUUAAAAUGUACUGUCUUGAUAUGUUUAGGUCUAGGCCUCCAUGACUAUUCCGUUCUGGUUAAGAAGAACAUUCAAUCACAGCUUUUAGUUUUAACUUUUGGUCUAAACUUAACAUUCAAAAUGGUUACAACAUGACUAAAAGGACACAGUGCCAUGUGAAGGGAUGUUCAGAUGUUUUUGUUGGUCAUAAUACUCAAAGCAGUUUGAGAAAUGCCACAGUGAAAUGUAACAACUUUGACUGGACUUGCAUUUAAUGUUUAUUUUGAGCCACCUGAAAUUUGACCACUGCUGACUGACUCAAAAUGUGGACUGAUUAAGUGGUUUUAUUUAUAACAUUCAUUGUAAUUAUUCAGGCUUUUACUGGGCACAUUAGCUUUGCUGUUACUACGCCGUUAAUGACAUUCCACACAAGCUUUAACCUCUAGUUACAAAGAGGCAAAACAGUAGAAAAUGAAUUUAAGAAGUUGAUGUUGGGCAGCUGUGGAGGAUCGCGCUUUUCCAAAAAUGUUUUGGUUUAAUUUUACUUUUGUCUUCUUUGUAAAACUAGUCUAGCUCUGACUGCUGGGCCAUGAUUUCAAUAUUGUCAAUUGUUUGAAGAAAACAUCCCAAGUUCCAGCCGUUGUAUUUCCUUUUCCAUGACAUUGUCUUUUCUUGGGCUUGGGCCUUACCACUGUUAGUCUGAUCACAGGAGCUUUGGGGUGUAUGGUUCUGGUUUUCAAAAAAUGAAUAGAUAUUUUGAUUAGUUUUUAUUGUGUACUUAAAAAGAACAUCUUUAAAAAUAUCCACAUAUUUUUUAUUAAAAUUUGAAUAACAUGAAUGAACAGGUGACAUACAGUGAAACCAAAUUUUCUCAAAAAUAUGUGGAAUAUAUUCAUAAAAAUGUAAUGGUAAAACCAGCCAUGUGCCCUAUUGUUUUCCUUUUAGCCAUUGGAUAAUUGCAGUAGAACUUUAUCUAGCAGUUUCAGUGUCUUGUGUCUCCCCACACACAUCCACAGAUUCCUUGUGUUACACUGUUUAAUAAUAAAGCAUUGUUAUAUUUUA
Molecule: messenger RNA, 5150 nt
Organism: Boleophthalmus pectinirostris (great blue-spotted mudskipper)
Lineage: Eukaryota; Metazoa; Chordata; Actinopteri; Gobiiformes; Gobiidae
Gene: epb41l2
Product: erythrocyte membrane protein band 4.1 like 2
Exons: 24
Coding region: 175-3213 (1012 amino acids)
Biological process (GO): cortical actin cytoskeleton organization
Cellular component (GO): plasma membrane; cytoskeleton
Molecular function (GO): structural molecule activity; actin binding
Source: RefSeq, a predicted model, not a curated record